AUCAUAAACCCACCAGACCAAAUUCCCAGAGAUCAAGAAGUCCUUUAAUUAAUGAUAUGCCUAAUAACUCUGCUAUGGAGCCGAGAUUUCCCAGCCCCGGCUUAAACUUCACACCAGGUGGCACGUCCGGGCCCAACUCCCAGAAUAUACCCAACAGUUUUUAAAAAUCAAAAUUCAAGCAUAGAGCAGCGACAAAACCUGCAACAAAUGCCGCCACAAUUUUGUCGACGUAACGAUAAUAUGCCUUUAAAUCCUAAUAGUAAUCGAAGUAAUCAAACUAAAAUGUCAAAUUCGUUUGAUCCCAUAUCAUCUCUGGCCCAAAUGUCACAGCAACUAACGGGAGGCGGUGUUGGUCUCAGUUCUGGAGGAGUGGGAAAUUCACCGAAUAAUAUGUCCGGCUUAAUGGGUGGUCCGGGUGGUGUUAACGAUAUAAAUAUGAAUGGCCUAAUGGGAGGCCCAAUGAUGGGUGGCCCAGUUGAUCCAAACAUGGACCAUUGUAAUCAAAAUCCCAAUGGCGGUGGUGGGAAUAUGGGCAUGUCCGGCCUUGGAGGUGGACCCGGAUCCGUACCUGGGCCUUUUGGUCCAGGUAAUUGCAAUAUGAUGGGUGGCAAUCCUGGACCGAUUUGCCAGCGAUUGCUAAACCCAAAAAUGUGUGGACCUAAUUUGUCGGGCGGUUUUAAUCCAAAUCAAGUUGGAGGUAUGGGUAUGAGGGAUGUGCCUUCAGGCUUCCCUGGCAUGAUGCCUUCGCACCGAAUGAUGAAUCACCGUAUGUCAGCAAAUUUUGGAAAUUUUAAUGUUUCUCCUAACAUACAGGUUAAAGCAAGUACCCCCAAUACCAUACAGUAUAUGCCAGUAAGGCCCCAAAACAAUAAUAAUAACAAUAAUAUGCGAGUACCUCCUAGUCUGGAAUUUCUUCAACGUUAUGCUAACCCCCAAAUGAUGGGAAAUUCAGGAGGUGGUGGUGGUGGAGGACCUGGAGUUGGUCCUGGCUCAUCACCUUCCGAUAUGCCUGCCAUGAAUGGUCCAAGUGAUUUAAAUAAAAUGCCAAAUACAAAUAAUAAUAUGGGAGUAAAUGCCAUGAAUCAGAUGAAUUUUUUUGGAAAUUGUAAUCAAAUGUCAGGUAUGGGUGGCAUGGGUCAACCUGUAGGUGGUGGGGGCGAUCAAGAUGAAUUGCAAGGAGGAGGUGGAAUGAUGGCUAAUCAUGAUCCUAUGAAUUUACCAGGUCCUCAUGCACCAAUGCUUAGGGGCAUGAGGCCUAUGCGUCAGGGUGGAUUGCAGUCAGGCGUUGGAAUGAAUUCUGGAUCACGCAUGCAACAUCCUGGCAUGGGCAAUAUUCCCCCUAAUGGUAUAGGCAACAAUCCAUUUCCUGGCGCCGACAACGAAUCGUUAGACUGUAAUGAUCCUUCUAAUGGUAUGUUCAACAAUGCUGCAGCUGCUGGCCUAUAUCAACAGAAGAAUAAUAAACCCCCAACCAUGGGAAUGUCGCACGGUCCACCCAACCUUAACCCAAACAAUGGUAACAACGGUCCCUUACCAAACAGCAACGUUAUAAAUGAUCAAAACCCUGCUUCCAACCCCAUGCAAAAUUCUGUUAUGAUGGGACCUAACAAUUCCAUGUUGAACAGCAAUAUACCCAACAGUAACAACGGUCCUGGUGGACCUCUUUCGGGAUCUGGAAAUAUGGGAUAUAAGCCAUUUGUUGGUCCAACAUCUAAUGACUUGAAAUAUGCUCAACAAUAUCAUAGUUUCCAGCAGCAACUGUAUGCUACUUCUACACGAAAUCAACAGCCGGGAGGUGGUCAACAGCAACCCCCAAAUGCAAUGUCACCCAAUAGUAAUCCAAACGCCGGAUUUUUUGUUAAUAAAUAAAUUUGCUCUAAGCCCUUAAAACCAUGUUAAUAUUAGCAUUUAAAAAAAAAAUAAAACAAUUGUUUUGAACAAUUAAUAUGAAUUCAA
Lucilia sericata (common green bottle fly) is the source of this 1956-nucleotide messenger RNA. Its product is annotated as protein BCL9 homolog. Lineage: Eukaryota; Metazoa; Arthropoda; Insecta; Diptera; Calliphoridae. The transcript has 2 exons. The record is from RefSeq and is a predicted model, not a curated record. Bases 208 to 1869 code for a protein of 553 amino acids.